This is a messenger RNA of Monascus purpureus, 348 nucleotides long. Lineage: Eukaryota; Fungi; Ascomycota; Eurotiomycetes; Eurotiales; Aspergillaceae. The record is from the annotation of a GenBank genome assembly.
AUGGCUACCCUCGGGCGCAACAAGAGCGUCUACGAUGCCUUGAAACUUGAUCGGAGGCUGUGGGAGCCCUUUACAUGCUGCCAGUUAUUUUCUGAUGGCAGCCUCGUUCCUCUACGUAAUUGUCUAAUACGUAUUUCUCAGGAUUGGGAUCAUUUAGGGCUGUCUGGGCAGUGUCCCUUUGUGUUUACGCAAGAGGAACUGAAAAGGCACGACGACCAGAUGAAGCAAUAUGAAGACAGGCUUUAUUUAUGGGAGCUUGCGAAAGACCAGCUGCAUACGGACAAUACAAGCUGGGUUCCAAUAGAGCGGUGGGAAGCAACAAAAAAAAAUCAAUCAGGAUUUAUUUGA